Messenger RNA from Menidia menidia (Atlantic silverside), 1326 nucleotides. The record is from the annotation of a GenBank genome assembly. Lineage: Eukaryota; Metazoa; Chordata; Actinopteri; Atheriniformes; Atherinopsidae.
UUUGGCGCUGUUGGAUGCAGGGGAGGGUGCUGCGGCUAUUUCCAGAGGGGUUAUCCAGUCACGGAGAAAUAACAGAGGGGCCACGGCGUUGACUAACACCCUCCAAAUGGUCCUCAUCCCGCCGCCCGGCUCUCCCCGCAGAUUCAUCAUCUGUUUGCUGUGACAACCGUCCGUCGACCAGCCCGGAGCCGGUCCAGCAUCUCCACAGGGGCUCAUCCGUCCUUUUUAUUUUAUUUUAUUUGCAGCCUUUUUUGUCUGAUCGUUUGUGAGGAUAAUGGGUAAGGAUUAUUAUAAGACGCUGGGUAUCUCCAAAGGAGCCACGGAGGAGGAUAUAAAGAAAGCUUACAGAAAACAGGCGCUGAAAUGGCAUCCGGACAAAAACAAGUCUCCGGCAGCCGAGGAGAAAUUUAAGGAGAUCGCCGAGGCGUACGAAGUCCUGAGCGAUCCCAAGAAAAGGGAAAUAUAUGAUCAGUAUGGAGAGGAAGGUCUCAAAGGGGGAAAUGGGCCCACGCCUGAUGGACAAGGCACCACCUUCACCUACACCUUCCACGGGGAUCCUCACGCCACCUUCGCUACCUUCUUCGGUGGCUCCAACCCCUUCGAGAUGUUCUUCGGGCGCAAAGCGAGCGGGCGGGACGAGGACGACAUGGAGGUGGACGGCGGCGACCCUUUCGGCUCCUUCCCCAGCUUCAACCUGAACGGCUUCCCCCGGGACGGCCACGCCGGCCUGGGCGGGCAGCAGCGCCGCAAGCAGGACCCCGCCAUCAUCCACGAGCUGAGGGUCUCCCUGGAGGAGGUCUUCCACGGCUGCACCAAGCGGAUGAAGAUCUCCCGCAAGAGGCUGAACCCGGACGGCAGGACCAUGCGGGCCGAGGACAAGAUCCUCACCAUCGAGAUCAAGAGGGGGUGGAAGGAGGGCACCAAAAUCACCUUCCCGCGCGAGGGGGACGAGUCCCCCAACACCAUCCCCGCAGACAUUGUUUUCGUCAUCAAGGACAAACCGCACCCCCAGUUCAGGCGCGAGGGCUCCAACAUCGUGUAUCCCGUCCGCGUGAGCUUAAGACAGUCUCUGUGCGGGUGCUCGGUCACCGUGUCCACGAUAGACGGGAAGACGUGCAACAUGAAGGUCACCGACGUCAUCAAGCCGGGCAUGAGGAGAACUGUGGCCGGGCAGGGCCUCCCCUUCCCCAAAAACCCAGAGCAGAGAGGAGACCUGGUGGUGGAGUUCGACGUGAACUUUCCCGACACGUUGCCCGGCAACGCCAAGGACGUCCUGAAACGGCAUUUACCCACUUAGGAUGAAGGACAUGGACUGGACGGGGGGGG